AUGGCUCCUUCGAUCAAUGAAGUCACCACGGGCAUCUCCGUGUCCCCUUCCGCCUGCAAAGUUGGCAUUAACGGCUUUGGCCGUAUAGGCCGCAAUGUUCUCCGCGCAGCCUUGGUCCGCUCUGACAUCCAAGUGGUCGCCAUCAACCACACCUGUGUGUCAGUAGACGACCUCAUCCACCUCAUCCGCUACGACUAUUCGAUGGGCAAUCUCGAUGAGACCACCGAGAUCAAAACAAUCUCAGACAACCUCAUCACAAUUGACGGUAGCCGCAUCGCCCUUACUUCCGAACGUGAUCUCAAGAAACUCAACUGGGCGAGUUUCGGCGUCGAUUAUGUCCUCGAAUGCACGGGCAAAUUCACCAAGCGGGACCUGGCCAUGGACCACAUCACCUAUGGACAGGCGAAGCGCGUUCUAAUCUCGGCGCCUAGCUCGGACUCGCCUACCUUUGUUUAUGGUGUUAACUCGGACUCGUACAGUGCCAGUGAGGAGUGUCGCGUUAUUUCUAAUGCAAGCUGCACUACGAACUGCGUGACGCCGGUCUUGAAGGUCCUGCAGGAGACCUUUGGCAUUACACAGGGCUUUUUGACGACCAUCCAUGCUGCUACUCGUUCCCAGCAGGUUCUGGACGGGUAUAGCAAGAAGAACCGUCGUCUGGGGCGCGGUGUCUUCAACAACAUUAUUCCCACCACCACGGGCGCUGCUAAAGCUAUUGCAUCAGUCCUGCCCGAACUAGGUGGCAAAGUCACCGGAGUGUCGAUUCGUGUCCCGACACCCAAUGUCUCCAUGAUCGACCUGACGAUCAGCACAGACAAGCCGACCUCUUUAUCUGAGAUCAUCUCUGCCUUCCGCGUCGCCUCCAAGUCUAGCAUGGUUGGCGUGUUGAAGGUCACCGAUGAGGAACUCGUGAGCACUGAUUACAACGGAAGUCCGUAUAGUGCCAUCAUCGAUGCCCCUGCUUGCACGGAGCUGAAUCCUCAGUUCUUCAAGAUCAUGGCUUGGUAUGACAACGAGUGGGGAUACUCGAACCGUCUACUGGACUUGACAACACACGUGCACGCCCAGGAGACUUCUUGA
Penicillium maclennaniae is the source of this 1077-nucleotide messenger RNA. Its product is annotated as type I glyceraldehyde-3-phosphate dehydrogenase. The transcript is spliced from 5 exons. Gene Ontology annotation, biological process: glucose metabolic process. The record is from RefSeq and is a predicted model, not a curated record. The coding region runs from base 1 to 1077 and encodes 358 amino acids. NCBI's taxonomy places the organism in Eukaryota, Fungi, Ascomycota, Eurotiomycetes, Eurotiales, Aspergillaceae. Gene Ontology annotation, molecular function: NADP binding; NAD binding; oxidoreductase activity, acting on the aldehyde or oxo group of donors, NAD or NADP as acceptor.